Apus apus (common swift) is the source of this 6696-nucleotide messenger RNA. It is a transcript of the gene ABHD2, whose product is annotated as abhydrolase domain containing 2, acylglycerol lipase. Gene Ontology annotation, molecular function: monoacylglycerol lipase activity; acetylesterase activity. Gene Ontology annotation, biological process: sperm capacitation; steroid hormone receptor signaling pathway; medium-chain fatty acid biosynthetic process. Gene Ontology annotation, cellular component: sperm flagellum; sperm plasma membrane. Lineage: Eukaryota; Metazoa; Chordata; Aves; Apodiformes; Apodidae. The transcript is spliced from 11 exons. The record is from RefSeq and is a predicted model, not a curated record. Bases 164 to 1444 code for a protein of 426 amino acids.
GCGGGGCCGGGGCAGACGGGCGGGAGCGGCGGGAGAGGCCGGUGGGGGCUCGCCCGGCUGGGCCCGCAGGGCAACUCAGGUAGUACGUGGAUCCAAACGGUGACGGUUCUUCUGAGGCCUGGAAGUUAUUUCUAGUUGGAAGAAAAAGUAACGUUGGCUCAAAAUGAGUGCCAUGUUGGAAACCCCUGAGCUGCCAGCAGUGUUUGAUGGGGUGAAGCUGGCUGCAGUUGCUGCUGUGCUGUAUGUUAUUGUUCGCUGCUUGAAUUUAAAAAGCCCAACUGCCCCUCCUGAACUCAUCUACCAGGACUCUGCUUUGGCCCGCUUUCUGCUCAAAUCCUGCCCACUUUUGACCAAAGAGUACAUUCCACCCCUGAUCUGGGGAAAGAGUGGACAUAUCCAGACUGCCCUUUAUGGAAAAAUGGGGAGAGUGAGAUCACCACAUCCGUAUGGACUCCGCAAGUACCUGACGAUGCCAGAUGGAGCAACAGCCACCUUUGAUCUCUUUGAGCCACAGUCUGAGCACUGCACUGGAGAUGAUGUCACGAUGGUGAUCUGCCCUGGGAUUGCCAACCACAGUGAAAAGCAGUAUAUCCGCACUUUUGUUGACUAUGCUCAAAAAAAUGGGUACAGGUGUGCUGUCCUGAACCACUUGGGAGCCUUACCAAACAUUGAGCUCACUUCUCCACGGAUGUUCACAUAUGGUUGCACCUGGGAAUUUGGUGCCAUGGUUAAUUACAUCAAGAAGACCUACCCUCAGACCCAGCUGGUUGUUGUGGGCUUCAGCCUGGGUGGAAACAUCGUGUGCAAAUAUGUGGGAGAGAGCCAGGCCAACCAGGAGCGAGUGUUGUGCUGUGUCAGCGUGUGCCAGGGGUACAGUGCACUGAGGGCACAGGAAACCUUCAUGCAGUGGGAUCACUGUAGAAGAUUUUACAACUUCCUCAUGGCAGACAACAUGAAGAAGAUCAUCCUUUCUCACAGGCAAGUUCUUUUUGGAGAUAACAACCUGAAGAAGCCACAGAGCCUGUUAGAUGCAGAUCUGAGCAAACUCUAUACAGCAACAUCCCUUAUGCAGAUUGAUGAUAACAUCAUGAGGAAGUUCCAUGGCUACAGUUCCCUGAAGGAAUACUAUGAAAAAGAAAGCUGCCUGCAGUAUCUGCACAAGAUCCAUGUUCCUCUUCUGUUGGUUAAUGCUGCUGAUGACCCUCUUGUGCAUGAGAGUCUUCUAUCAAUUCCAAGAGCUCUUUCAGAGAAACGGGAAAACGUCAUGUAUGUGCUGCCCCUUCAUGGAGGCCAUCUGGGAUUUUUUGAGGGGUCUGUACUAUUCCCAGAACCUCUUACCUGGAUGGAUAAGCUUGUGGUGCAGUAUACCAAUGCCAUCUGCCAGUGGGAGAAGACAAAGUCUCACUGCUCAGACACAGAGCAGGCUGUAUCUGGCCAGGAGUAAACAACCCAAAGACUCUGGAUCACUUCAGUAUAUUUCUCCCUUUGGGAACAUCUUGUUUGUUCCCACACCUGCUGCUUCAGGUUUCCAUUUUCCUCGAUAUCCUAUGGCUGGGGUUUGAUCACAAUGUUUUCUUCCACAGUGGAGUUAAAGCAGAGGGCAAUGUCUGAUCAGAGCAUCUUUGUACUUAUAGUCACUUGGCUUUGGAAUGUACUGCUCUGCUUGAAGAGUUAGGUUUCUGACUGCAACUCGUUACAGGGUUAUUGAGCUAAAGACAGCUUGCUUUAAUAUAGUAGAAGUUUCAAAUGUCAAAUCCUUUCACCUGCUGGUCAAAACCUUGAUCUGCAGCAUUUGUUUAGGUGUAGAUGACUAACUGUAACUGUUCUCCUCUGGCCUGGUGGAAAAACCCGGGCCACAAGCCAGUGAGUAGUUCAGUCUAAAGGCAUUAAAAUGUCACUUGGAAAAACAGAUGCUCAACUGCCAGUGGAGUUGCAGCCUUCUUGAGGGAGCUUUUUGCUUCCUAGGAAUGCACUUACAUGAGUCAAUCAAUUUAAAAAUAGUUCCAUGCUUCAGCUGUCUGUGGAUUGGGUGUCUUUAUGCUGGGACUCAGAAAAGCUGCAGGCUGGCAAUACCAGUUAAUGCUUCUGUGAGAACAUAUUAUCUUGCACCAGGACUAGAUCAGUCACUUUCUUGUCAUCUUUGCCCCUUUUUAAAUGUAGUCAUCUUUCUAGUACUUUUUUUUUGGACCCAGGGCUUUUUAAAGCUGGCUCUAGCAUCCAAAUGGAAACUAAUUAUUGAGAAUCUGCAGGAUCUUUCUGUGAUCAAAAAUUGUUUUUAAGAGUAUUUCAUAGAAUUAUGUACUCUGUUAAUGAUUCACUUGUUGAAGAGGAGGGUAUCUAUUUAGAUGUACUCCCCUUAAAUCAGGAUAAAUCAUACCAAAAUUCUUCCCUUAGAAAUGGCUUUCAGACACAAGACUUGCCUUACAGUUGAUGGGGAACUGGAUGACUCUAGUGCAACUAAAAUGGUAUCUUUGCCUGGCUAACUAUUUCCACAUGUAUGUAAUGCUGUAGAAUUACUAGCUCUUGUAAGAUACUGGGCUCUUCCUCACUUGAAUUCCUUUUCCAUACCCAGGCAUCCUCUUCUAGUUUUAAUGUGUGAAGUGUGAAAGCUUUUGGCAGGAAAGAUGCCUACACACACGUGCUUUUCCCUUAAGUGACUGUUAUGAUCUGUGCUAAUACUCUAUCUAUCCCCUGGAAGGAAAGUUGUCCCAUGUCAAUCUGGAGACUGAAAUUUUGUGAUCAAAAUCUUUUGUUGUUGUUUUUUUUACUGUUUGUUAUGUUAAUAUUAUAGUCUCAUUAAUCCAUCCUUAGGACUUCUUUAUCACAGUGUCAGUUAAGUUCUUUUCCUGUGACACUUCCCACAUCAACUAGCACUUUAUUGCUUCAGCCUUGGUCUGUGUUUCAGGCACUUUAGUUUAUAGCUUAAGGGUGAAACAAGCUUCAAGACUUCAGUCUGAUGUAGGGGAACAAGCCUUCUGGAUUGCCCUGUCCCUCAACUUCAGUAGGUUGGAAAGGUGGGUUUUUGUUUUAAUAAAGCAAUAAUUAACUAUUGUAGCAAAGGUGUAUUAUCAUAUCAGGAAAUUUCUUUCAUUUGCCUUAGGCCAGACACCUUGGCCUGUUAGAAUGAGCUGUGGGCAUCUGCACGUUCUUCUGGUUAGUAAGUCCAGGUUUCCUUUUUUCAUCAAAUAAAAGAUGCGACUGAGAAAAGCUAUAGCAAGACUUGGCCAUGCUUCUGGCUGUUCCUUAAGAACUAUUUUAGGGCAUUAGUUAGCAAGGAUAUUCUUAGCUGAUGGAUAUCUUGUCUGGAUCUUUUCCUCUUAUUCAUACUGCAUCUAUAUAGCACUAAAAUCUGUCAUAAAAGACAUUUCAGAUUUUUGCUUAAGUAGCUGUUCAUAUAAUCACUGGAAAUUACUUAAAUAUUUUCUUGUGUCAACAGAAGUGGAGUGUAAACACCACUUGUAUACAUUGAAAAUACAGUAAAAAUUUAGGUGUGUAGGGGAAUGUUUAUCUCCAGUGGGUUACAAUUUUAGAAGUGUUUCACCUUUCAUAGUGUACUACAGCUGUAGCUUGCACAGGUCAUAAAGGAACAACAUUGCCUUUCCCAUGCUUCAUGUCUUUCCUCAAUCCAGCUUUACUGUGCUGAGUAUCAACUUCAGACAGCUCUAGAGCAACAGAAGACAUCCUUGCUACUGAUACCCUUGUUGAGGUGAAGAGCCCAUCUUUUGAUCCAACAUGUGAACUUCUGUCCAAGGUUGGUCAAUGUGCAUCUGACCUCCUUUGAGAGAAAAAUAUCUGCCUUCCUCAACUCGAGAGCCUUAUCAAAAGCAGAGGUGCUCUGCCCAGCUCCCCAGGCAGCUGAAGCUCUGCCUUCCUUCCCAGGACCCAGACUGGCAGAUGAGUUUGGUUGUUGACUGGCCCACAACAUGAAAGUCAGGAGGGUGAGAACUGGCGUGGUACUGUCUGGAAAGGUUAAUGAUGAGGCAAAGUAAGUGAUUUGCCUCUGGUCGGGUCAAGCCAGUCCCUAUGAAGGUGGAAUUUUGUCCUGGGAAGCUUAACACGAGGUUGUUGAAGUGUGUGCACUUUGAGAUCAUUGCAGUAUAGUUUGAUAAUGCAGUUCAAGAUUAAAGCAUGAUGAUUCAAUGUCAUGCACUCUGUUUAGUUUCAAACCAGGAUUAGAGCAUCCGCAGAGCUCUUCCCCAGGUAGUCUCAUGUGGUAUCCAUGCCUUGUUCCUGAAAGUAAGUAGAACUUGGACAUAAACCUGAAAGACUCUCUCAAUCAGAUGGCAAGUUGUAGCACUGUUUGGAUGGUUAGGCUGGUCCAACCAUCAGCUUUGUCAGUGUGUGGAGAGAUCUGAAGAUUGUAGGUAUGCAGCUGGGACUUGCUCUUACUGAACACAAGGAACUUGCAGCUUCCACUACAUCAGAUCUGCCAGCAUUUUUAAUGGUCAUUAGCUUUUAAGCUGAAGGAGUUUUCAGAUGGGUCUGGGAAUGUUGUUGCACUGUAAAGACAGAAACUUGAACUUCCCUGCAGUCUUUCUCCUGAGUGCUUUUCUGCAGUUCUUGUUUAUCAAGAUAGAGGUUACAAAGACAUUACAUUAAGCAAAGAUGUUGGGAACUAUUAGCUGCAGCACUGCAUUUAGCCAAGCUACCUGUGUGUCAUCUGUCCUGGGUCUGUCACAAGUUCCUAGACCCCAGCCCUUUGACACGUGGUGCCUUGCCCCUUUUCUCCUCCUCCCUUGACAUCAGCAUAUCUAGAGACUUCAGUAACAGCUCUGUCAGAGCUCUUGGGGCUUUGCAUUUUAGGAAAUGACUUCUCAGACACUCACUAGGUAGUGAGACACCCUUGGCAAUGUUCACUGUACAAGUGUACUGACUGAAAAGAUCUUUGUGGGCAGCCUGCAACUGGCUACAGUCUUAUUUCUAGGCUUAAAACAACAAUGUAUAUAAGCCCUGGAUCACUUUCACCUCUCUGCUUCUUUAGCAGUAGGGAUUGAGUAAUAGAGGGAGGGUUUGUUUUGCUGAAUGUCACUUAUAAUCCCAAAGUUCUUGUCUGUUAACUCCAGCUGGAGGUAGAUUGUCUAAGGGACUGGAUCUCAAAAGAAAGAGCAGAGUAGCAACUUCAGGAUUUAAUUGCCAAACAGUUUAGUCACUGGGAUUGCCUCCAAGUUUUUCUAGAAAAAUAUUUUGCCUGUCCAGAGUGUAUUGGAAUUCUUCACAGCCUUUUUCCAGGAGACCAGAAAAGGUCCUAGCCUUGAGUUGCAUGUAUAAGUAUUUGUUGUGAAAGGCAUCUUGCUUCUGGCUUGAGUCACGCUCCAUGUAUCCUUACUUCUUUGAUGGACCUGUUGGUUGGGUUGGUCCUGGAGCCACAGUGACUCAAAGCAGUGUCUCCUUCAUAGCUUUGAAGUGACAAGCAAAGAGCUGCUCUUGAUGUGAGGACUUUUGAGUUUUGUCAAAGCUUGGAAUGCCUCAGAACACCAGCCAAAGGAAGGGGUGCCUUGUAACUGUACCCCUUUUAUUGCUGAGGUUGUCUACUACUGUAGUCUGGACUUUCUCAACUGUUGGGGCAUCUUGGGCAUAAGUGCUAUCCAUGAGUCAAAGCAGUUGCCAGCUUUCCAUGCUGUGGUGGGAAGGUUUCUAGGGCUGCAUUUUGAACAUCUGUGUCCUUGAUUUUGCUGGUUAAUCAAUGGAUGCAACCAUUGGAAUCCAGGGCAGCAUUUAUCAGGUGUGGUCUGCUGGUAUUGAACAGCCUUUUCCAAGUCUAUCUGAUAACACUCCAAAAGCUCCAGCUCCACAUUCCAUGUGGAUAGUCUGUGUCUUUCCUUCUCACUUAAUGGCCUUGCCUAGUGCAGGUGGUUUUAGUGCCCUGUCCCACAAGGUGGCUCUACACAAAGCCUUCUUGCUUCUGACUGAUAAGCUCACAUCUGUCUCUGGUCAUGCAAGAGCUUUGCUUGGAUACAGAACUUCCUUCUGGGGUGUCCACUAUAGUUCUACUAGGAUGUUGACCCUUCUUAUAGUUCCUACCAACUGGGAUGUCUUUUUUUUUUAAAGUCAAAAUCCACCUGUAUUUGAUACAACCAAACCCUACUGCUUAGCCCAACUCAGCAGCUUUCCAAAGGAGCAUAUUUUCUCAUUUUGCUGCUUGACAGCUUGCCCAUAAUUUAGUUAUUAGAGCUGCUUCUUGAGAAAAUACAGCCUCUUCAGAAGGAGGAACCCUUUCUCUGACAAUCCCAAGCUGGAGAAGUGCAUGGAGAGCUUGAGAAGAACAGACCUGUACCCUUCUUGUGCCCAUACAGGUGUGUUAGAACAGACUGAGUGACUUCUGAUGUUAAUAGUGAUCAGCUUACCAUGAAAAUAUUUUCAAAUAGGCAAAACCAUAAUCUGGAACCAUCUCUAAAUGCUGCCCUGAAAAAGCUUGUGUACUGAGACACCCUCCCUGCUGCCAUGUUCUGAGUCAGAUUCUUUAGAGGUGACAGCUGCAGGGGGAGGUGAUUUGCAACUAGCAAUGCAAUUUUUCUAUAUCUGCUGAUGUUUACCUUUAAAAUAUAUAUAAAUACAUAUAAUUGUCUGAUUUUUUCUUUAAUUUUUUCUUGUGUGGUGUAAAAUGGAGGUCAUUGCAAAACAAAAUGUAAUUUUGUUAUCUUUGAUUCAGUGGGAUUUCUUUAUUUAAAAAUAAAGGACUUAUUGAAGUCAGUGCUA